AUGACUCGUCGACACGGUUCUCCUCUAGAUCGUCCCUGGGCGUCCAAUAUCUAUGCUCAGCUUCCCGAGGAUGCUGCAAUCCCUCAAGCUAGAGCUUCCUCAGCUCCCUCGGCUCCCGUCCCGACCGAUACGCCUGUCCGACCUGAGGACUAUUCGAAGCCUUACUGCGAGUUCAUGACCUCGAACCCGACCAUCUUUCACGCUGUCAAGUCCUUCUCCAACCAGCUCGAGCAACACGGCUACAAAUACCUUUCCGAGCGUGCGGUGUGGAAUUCGGACCUCAAGCAGGGCGGCAAGUUCUACACCAGCCGCAAUGGCAGCUCCCUGAUUGCCUUCAACAUUGGCACAGAGUAUGAGAGUGGAAAUGGAGUGGCUAUCGUGGCAGGCCAUGUGGACGCCCUGACGGCGAAGCUGAAGCCCGUAUCCAAGCUCCCUACAAAGGCGGGCUUCCAGCAACUUGCCGUUGCUCCCUAUGCUGGUGCCCUCAGCAAUACAUGGUGGGACCGUGAUCUUGGUAUCGGCGGCCGUGUGAUCGUCCGCGAUCCCGAGACCGGUAAGGUUGAAAGCAAGCUGGUUAAGCUCGACUGGCCCAUCGCCCGCAUCCCCACUCUUGCUCCUCACUUCGGAGCACCCGCGAACGGUCCCUUCAACCAGGAGACUCAGAUGGUUCCGAUCGUUGGCAUCGACAACUCAGAUCUGUUCGAGAAGUCGGCUACACCUGAGACUAGUGAUAUCCCAGCUGGAAGCUUCGCGGCCACCCAGCCCGAGAAGUUGGUCAAGAUCAUCUCCAAGGAGAUCGGCGUGACCGACUACAGCUCUAUCAUUGAAUGGGAAUUGGAGCUCUUUGACACUCAGCCUGCCCAGCUUGGUGGAUUGGAGAAGGACCUGAUCUUCGCUGGUCGCAUCGACGAUAAGCUCUGCUGCUACGCCGCCCAAGAAGCUCUCAUCGCUUCCAGUGACAGCACUUCGCCCGGUACAGUGAAGAUGGUUGGCAUGUUUGAUGACGAGGAGAUUGGUAGCUUGCUACGCCAAGGAGCUAAGUCAAAUUUCAUGAGCAGCGUCAUUGAGAGAAUCGCAGAGGCCUUUGCCAAGGACAAAUACGGCCCCAACCUACUUUCACAAACCGUCGCCAACAGCUUCCUGGUUUCGUCGGAUGUCAUCCAUGCCGUCAACCCCAACUUCCUGAACGUAUAUAUGGAGAACCACUCUCCCCGUCUUAAUGUCGGCGUGACCAUCUCUGCCGAUUCCAACGGCCACAUGACCACAGACAGUGUUAGCUCUGGCAUUCUGAAGAGUAUCGCAUCUCGCUGCGGCUCGACCCUGCAGGUCUUCCAAAUCCGGAACGAUUCGCGCAGUGGUGGCACCAUUGGCCCCAUGACCAGUGCCCAGAUUGGGCUGCGCGCUAUUGACUGCGGUAUCCCGCAGCUCAGCAUGCAUAGUAUUCGUGCGACGACCGGCAGCCUGGACCCUGGUCUCGGUGUUAAGUUGUUUAAGGGUUUCUUCGACUACUUUGAGGAAGUUGAUAAGGAUUUCGCCGAUUUUUAG
Penicillium manginii is the source of this 1545-nucleotide messenger RNA. RefSeq names its product M18 family aminopeptidase. Gene Ontology annotation, biological process: proteolysis. The record is from RefSeq and is a predicted model, not a curated record. NCBI's taxonomy places the organism in Eukaryota, Fungi, Ascomycota, Eurotiomycetes, Eurotiales, Aspergillaceae. Gene Ontology annotation, cellular component: fungal-type vacuole. The coding region runs from base 1 to 1545 and encodes 514 amino acids. Gene Ontology annotation, molecular function: metalloaminopeptidase activity; zinc ion binding. The transcript has a single exon.